AUGCUUCCGUCGGAUCAAUCCAGCUCGCGGACGCCUAUUGCCGAAGAGGAACUGGUCCAAGACGAAAGAGCCGCGUCCUGGGAGAACUCUCGAAGCGAGCUUGACUUCUUGUUUCGAAGGGUAACAGCACCCGGAUCUCGUCCCGUCGGGGUGGCUGAAAAUCGACCAAGACCGAUUGACGGCCAGACUAGCAUGCAACGGGGAGUACAGCGUACAGUGUACCAUGUACAGUUUCGACGUUCUCAACUAAAUGGAGCUUCGGUCGGACUCCGAACGCCAAUUGAAUGA
Molecule: messenger RNA, 288 nt
Organism: Pseudozyma hubeiensis SY62
Lineage: Eukaryota; Fungi; Basidiomycota; Ustilaginomycetes; Ustilaginales; Ustilaginaceae
Exons: 2
Coding region: 1-288 (95 amino acids)
Source: RefSeq, a predicted model, not a curated record